AUGGAUGGCGCCCCCUUGAGCAACGUCUUGACCUCAUCCCUGCAACAGGUACUUAUGCUGCACGCGGGCAUCCGUCUCCCCGCCCCCAGCCCAGGGACUGGCUUCCCGGCCCGCGUCCCCUCGGCCCACAGCCUUCCUCUGCAAACUCUCCCCAGGACGUGCUACCUUCUAGCGGUCGCUGAGGAGAGGUGCUCCACCAGGCCAGUAUCGUGGACAUUUCCUCCUCGAGGCCACAUGAGCCGACCCGCACUCCAGGUGCCCCAGGGCUGCGGUCGCCCCCAGGCCAGAAGAGGAGCCAGAAAGGCGGGGGAACCAGGCGGAGCUACCGCUGGGGGCAGCCGAGGGGAGAAACUGCUUCCCCCUUCCUUUCUCGCCUUUGCUAGUCACCGAUCUGGAUGGGCCUGGCAUUCACGGUGCGGACCAUGUACACGUUACGAGUGGAUGGGGAUCAGAUACUCUUGGGUGGAUGGCUGCAUUGACUGGUCAGUGGAUCUCAAGACAUACAUGGCUUUGGCAGGUGAACCAGUACGAGUGAAAUGUGCCCUUUUCUACAGUUAUAUUCGCACCAACUAUAGCAUGGCCCAGAGCACUGGGCUCAGGCUUAUGUGGUACAAAAAUAAAGGUGAUUUAGAAGAGCCCAUCAUCUUUUCAGAGGUCAGGAUGAGCAAAGAAGAAGAUUCAAUAUGGUUUCACUCAGCAGAGGCACAAGACAGUGGAUUCUACACUUGUGUUUUAAGAAACUCGACAUAUUGCAUGAAGGUGUCAAUGUCCUUGACUGUUGCAGAGAAUGAAUCAGGCCUGUGCUACAAUAGUAGGAUACGCUAUUUAGAAAAAUCCGAAGUCACUAAAAGAAAGGAGAUCUCCUGUCCAGACAUGGAUGACUUUAAAAAGUCCGAUCAGGAGCCUGAUGUUGUGUGGUACAAGGAAUGCAAGCCAAAAAUGUGGAGAAGUAUAAUAAUACAGAAAGGAAACACUCUUCUAAUCCAAGAAGUUCAAGAAGAAGAUGGAGGAAAUUAUACUUGUGAACUUAAGUUUGAAGGAAAACUUGUAAGACGAACAACUGAAUUGAAAGUUACAGCUUUACUCACAGACAAGCCUCCCAAGCCAUUGUUCCCCAUGGAGAAUCAGCCAAGUGUUAUAGAUGUCCAGCUGGGUAAGCCUCUGAACAUCGCUUGCAAAGCAUUCUUUGGAUUUAGCGGAGAGUCCGGACCAAUGAUCUACUGGAUGAAAGGCGAGAAGUUUAUUGAAGAACUGGCAGGUCACAUUAGAGAAGGUGAAAUAAGGCUCCUGAAAGAGCAUCUUGGAGAAAAAGAAGUUGAAUUGGCACUCAUCUUUGAUUCAGUGGUGGAGGCUGACCUGGCAAAUUAUACCUGCCAUGUGGAAAACCGAAAUGGACGGAAACAUGCCAGUGUUCUGCUGCGUAAAAAGGAUUUAAUCUACAAAAUUGAACUUGCAGGAGGCUUGGGAGCAAUCUUCCUCUUCCUUGUACUGCUUGUGAUCAUCUACAAAUGCUACAAUAUUGAACUGAUGCUCUUCUACCGACAGCAUUUUGGAGGUGAUGAAACUACCAAUGACAACAAGGAAUAUGAUGCCUAUCUGUCUUACACAAAAGUGGACCAAGACACUUUAGACUGUGACAAUCCUGAAGAAGAGCAGUUUGCUCUUGAAAUACUGCCAGAUGUCCUGGAAAAACACUAUGGAUAUAAACUCUUCAUCCCAGAAAGAGACCUGAUUCCAAGUGGAACAUAUGUUGAAGAUCUCACAAGAUGUGUUGAGCAAAGCAGAAGACUUAUUAUCGUGCUAACUCCAGACUAUACUCUCAGACGAGGAUGGAGUAUUUUCGAAUUGGAAAGCAAACUCCAUAACAUGCUAGUCAGUGGAGAAAUCAAAGUGAUUUUGAUUGAGUGUACAGAAUUAAAAGGAAAGAUGAAUUGCCUGGAAGUGGAAUCACUAAAGCGCAGCAUCAAACUUCUGUCCUUGAUCAAGUGGAAGGGACCCAAGAGCAGCAAAUUAAAUUCUAAGUUUUGGAAGCAAUUAGUAUAUGAAAUGCCCAUCAAGAAAAAAGAAAUGCUUUCUCGGUGCCAUGUUCUGGACUCUGCAGAACAAGGACUCUUUGGAGAACUCCAGCCUAUACCCUCUAUUGCCAUGACCAGUACCCCUGCCUCUCUGGUGUCAUCUCAAGCUGAUCUCCCUGAUUUCCACCAUUCAGAUUCAAUGCAAAUGAGACACUGUUGCAGAGGUUAUAAACACAAGAUGCCAACCACCACCUUGCCGGUACCUUCCUUAGGCAACCACCACACUUACUGCAACCUGCCUCUGACACUACUCAAUGGACAGCUACCCCUUAAUAAUACCCUGAAAGAUACCCAGGCAUCUCAUAGGAACAGUUCCCUGCUACCUUUAUCAUCCAAAGAGCUUAGCUUCACCAGUGACAUUUGGUAGUGAAAACUCUGAAGUCCUCUGAACAGCUAUGGAGCAUACAGAGUUUCUGCUUUGCCAAGCAUAAAGUACACAUAAUAACACUGAGGUGCUGAAAAAUUGUUCGAAGUAGAAGGCACAGAAUCCAUUUUGUACUUAAAAUUUUUGUUUAAAUUUCUAGAAUAGUGGGGAGGGAGGGAAAGAAGAACCUGCUUUUGUAGUAUAGUACCUUGUUUCAAUGUAUAGUUUUGAUUUCUUCCUGAAAAUAAAAAUUUAAAAACCCUCUUGUUUUAGAGUAGAUUUUUAUGAUACCGUUUGGACUGCAAACUUAGUAGAUGAGGUAUCUUCCCCAUAUUUAUAAACAUUUUAAUAUUUACAUAGUAUUUGGAAUAAAGAAAACUUGAAGACUUUAAUUGAGUUUGAAAAUUCUGAACGAUGUUUAAGGGGAAGAGAGAACUUCUAUAGAAUAACUGAAAAAUCAGGAAUUAUCAAGAAAGAAGUGUUGAAGCACCCCAAUUAGAAGAUUGUAGAAGAAGAUCAGUUUAAAAAAAUGUGACUAAACUGUUUGGAACUUUUUCAACAUAAUGGACAACUUCUCUAGACUAAAUCAACAGCUCAUAAUGACAGCUUAUAGUUGUAUAGGGAAGCACAUCUUCUCUAGAUAAACUGGUAGGUAGGCAAACAAUAUGCAUUUCUUAAGCAAAUAAAUAGUCUGCUAGUUCUUUGAAGAUAAUUUUAAAGAACUCUUAGGGCUUUCUAGCCUACUUCAAAAGUUUUACAAAUUUGAAAAGACGUUUUAAGAUACACAUUUUAUUGUUUGCUAAUAAUUCACAUUUUGGAUGUUUUUCCAAAUGAUCUCUUGUCCUGCUUUAUACAAAGAUGUGAGCAUCUUCCUACUUUUUUUUUUACAGCAUCACUGGAGUUUGAAUUUAAAUAAAUAUUGACUGCAGGUGUCAGCAAUAGAAAAGACAGAAAACAACAAUACCUACAGAUGAAAUGCAAA
This is a messenger RNA of Canis lupus familiaris (dog), 3421 nucleotides long. RefSeq names its product interleukin 1 receptor accessory protein like 2 (gene IL1RAPL2). Gene Ontology annotation, biological process: signal transduction. The record is from RefSeq and is a predicted model, not a curated record. The coding region runs from base 1 to 2442 and encodes 813 amino acids. The transcript has 10 exons. Lineage: Eukaryota; Metazoa; Chordata; Mammalia; Carnivora; Canidae.